AUGGGCCACAGGGAUGGCACGACAAAGCACCUGCACCUGCAAGAAUGGUUCAGCGGCCUUGGCGGCUUGUCCUGGCAGUUGGCAGACUGGACGAAGCUGCAGGCGGCAGCCUGCCGCAGACACUUGCUGCCUGCACCACCUGCAUGCCUCGACUUCAAACGUCAGGGGACGGGCUGCGGCUCAGAAGAUGCGGCUUACGCGUGCGGGAUCAAAGACCGGCUUUGGAGUCGAGGCCUGGGUUUGCCAGCCUUGGUGGUGGCAAAAAGCAGACAGCGAGCGCCGUGCCGGAUCCACUCAGGCCGGUCUUGGCCUCAGUCGGACCUGACUGGGUUUGCACCAUGGAAGCCCAGAAGGGGCUGGGGCCGGAAGGCAGUUUGGGCAACGUGCCCACAAGUGCAGGCGCCUAUCGUCAGGGCUGGGGCUCAGAAUUCCGAAUUUGACUUCGUUGUAAAUGUCGCGACUGCUGCUUGA
Symbiodinium sp. CCMP2592 is the source of this 471-nucleotide messenger RNA. Lineage: Eukaryota; Dinophyceae; Suessiales; Symbiodiniaceae. The record is from the annotation of a GenBank genome assembly.